UGCCUUUCUCCAUGUGACAUCAGUGACUCAUCCUGAGCUUCAACUUCACUAAACUUUUAGGAUUUUCAAUCAUCUAUUGCCUUACACCAUACGUUCCCCAUCUUGGAUCUGUAUGUCUGAUUUUUAACUACAAGCAUAAGAUUUCAUGUAUAUUCUUACUAAGUUUCAGGCUUCUGAAGAAUGUUGUAGGAAGAACAGAAAAUGAGAGGACUUAAGAUGGAUAUGGAGAAGGAAACUGUGCAGGACAAGUAAGGUAGUUCAGAAGUUCAAUUUAGAGAGGAAAAAUUUUGAGAAAUUUGAGAAAAAUUUAAAGGAGAAUGAUUUCCAGACACAAAUACUAGUCAAAUUCUACUUGGAGACAGAAGAAUAGCCAUACCAAGGACAAUUAAAGGAGGAUAUAAAAGGAUUACAAAAAAUUAAGGAAGAUCAAAGAAGAUUCAGGAAUUAAAUCCAAAAAGGAAGACUCCAGACAGAACAGAAGAAUGUAUUUGGUACAAUCUGAAAGCAUGAAAACUUCCUUUGAGAAAUAUACAACAUCACUUUUGCUCUCCAUAUUCACAUAGAAGAGAAGAAAAGUCACGCUGUUUCAAUGACUUCAACUUCAUCUUACUCCUUGCCUUGCUCCUCCUAUGACAACAUCUUCAUGAAUAACCAAAGUAGCCAAUGCCAAAAUGACUCAUCAGAGACACCAAAUGCUACCAUCUGCCCUAUGAAUGAACAGUUAUUGUCUGUUGUUUUAACAAUUUCCUACUCCAUUAUUUUUAUUGUGGGACUUGUUGGAAACAUUAUAGCUCUUUAUGUAUUUUUGGGAAUCCAUCGUAAAAGAAAUUCUAUUCAGAUUUACCUGCUUAAUGUAGCCAUUGCAGAUCUCCUACUCAUCUUUUGCCUCCCCUUCCGAAUACUGUAUCAUGUUAACAAAAACAUGUGGACACUGGGUGUAAUUUUCUGCAAGACAGUGGGAACACUAUUCUACAUGAAUAUGUAUAUUAGCAUUAUUCUUUUGGGUUUGAUCAGUUUGGAUCGCUAUAUAAAAAUUAAUCGGUCUAUCCACCAGCAAAAAGCCUUAACAACCAAGCAAAGCAUUUACAUCUGUGGUAUAGUGUGGGCACUUGCCAUAACUGGAUUUUUAACUAUGAUUAUUUCAACAAUUAAAAAAGGAGGACAUGAUUCUACUAUGUGCUUUCAUUAUAGGGACAAGCAUAAUGCAAAGGGGGAAGCAAUUUUUAACUACAUCAUAGUAAUAAUAUUUUGGUUAGUAUUCCUUCUACUAAUCCUUUCAUAUAUUAAGAUUGCCAAUUAUCUUUUGAAGAUUUCAAAAAAGAGAGUCAAUUUCCCCAAUUCUGGGAAAUUUCAUACCACAGCACGGAAUUCCUUUAUUGUGCUUAUUAUUUUCACUAUAUGCUUUGUUCCUUAUCAUGGUUUUAGAUUCAUUUAUAUUACAUCCCAGCUAAACACAACACCUUGUUACUGGAAGGAGAUUUUCCACAAAAUCAAUGAAAUCAUGCUUGUACUCUCAUCUUUUAAUAGCUGUUUGGAUCCAGUUAUGUAUUUUCUAAUGUCUAGCAAUAUCCGCAAAAUUAUAUAUCAACUUAUUUCAAGAAGAUUUCAAGGGGAAUCAAGCAGAAGUGAAAGUACUUCAGAAUUUAGAGCAGGCCAUUCUCUGCAUGAUACUUCUGUAAGUGUUAAAAUUCAAUCAACAUCUAAGAGUACUCUUAGAUGAAUGUGUUAUAAAGAAUAACGAAUCACUGCCUUUACCAACCAACAACAAUUCCUAUAAGUAUUAGAGAUAAUUACCAAAUUUAGCACUGAUGUUUCUAGCAUUAACAACAACAAAAAGUCAUUUCUUCUUAAUUUUUCUUUUUGUAAAUAUGGUGUGUUAUGUUUCAUUUGCUUUAUUUAUCAAUUGAUAUGUUGAAGAGUAAGAAAAGGUUCUGGUCACUGCAAGAAGAUUUUAAGUCUAUGAUAUUCCAGACUAAGAUAUUUUAAAAAAAUGUUACUGUAAAUUAUUGUUAUAUUUGUUAAAAUGGACUGCAAAAGUAUUUACUGGAAUUUAUGAACAUCAUAAAGCAAACUGAAGAAAACUUUUGUUUCCCAAACAAGUAAACUACUAUUGGUAUAUGUUUCUAUUUAAUAAAGUUUAGAGAGCAUAAAUGUUUUAGAGAAAUCAUUUUAGGAUGAUAAAAAUGUGUUAAGUUGUUAUUAAAAAUUGUUAUUUAUCAAAUACAUACAACCCAUACCUUUAAAAAAUAAAAGGUGAACUUUUUUCCUGUUUCUAUAACCAUAAUCUAUAUCACUGUGUUAGAUAAUAUAAUUAGCAAACCAAAUAUUUAAAAUAAAAAAGAUAUCAUUUAUUUCCUAGUUUCCUUGUGAAAUAAAACUAUAGAAGGAGAGAAUAAAUUUCAUAGCUCUUUGUCCAUGUUAUCUAACAAAAUGUAAAUACUUUGCAAAAGCAACUACUGAGAUACAACUGAAAAAAAAAAGUGACAGAGACUACACUUAAAAAGCAAACGAUUUUGGACACAAAACAAUCAAGUUUUUAAAUAAAAUAAAAUUGUGUGUGAUUCUUUGGUAGAGAAAUUAUAAAAAUAAUUAUAUCACUACUAUAACUAUAAUGAUAAGGGGAGGAACAGAAUUCAAUAUUCAAUGAAUAGUGAACAGCUGAGUAAAUUGUAAUACAUGAACAUAAUGGACUAUCACUGUGCCAUAAGAUGUAAGAAAUAUGAAGAAAACAAAAAUGUGAAAUUUAUACAAAGUGAUGAUGUGCAGUACAAUUUCAGUGGUAUUCAUAUUGACUAUGACUAACUAAAAAGAACUGAAAUAGAAUUCAAAAAGACAUAAAGAAGAAAAAAAGAUCAGAAGGGAAUUGGGAAGCAUACAAAAUGUUUCUGUUGUUUUGUUAAAGUUAACAAACACUGAAAAACAAAUUUCAAAUAAUUUGGAUCUUAUGAUUUUAGAUGCAUUUUAUUUUCUUUAUCUGAAUGUUUUAUUAAUGAUUUUCAACUGGAGAAUGUUUUUUCAAAAGAAAUUUAAAAAUUAAUAAUCAUAGAAUUUAAAAGUUGUAAGGGACCUGUGGAGAAGAGAGAAAUUACAAGACAAAAAGCUGGAGACUGAUCAGCUGUCAAUCAAAGGAAGAUUCCAUUUGGAAUGUUACCGGAAAACAGUGGAAGGCAAGAGCCAGCUGCUGACUGGAUUUUGGGGCUUCUUGGCUGACGGUGGUGACUUUGAAGGAAGAAGCUGGGUUUAUCUCUGGGACUUGGGGUAAUCAAGUUGGAGGUGGCCUGGCUGAUUUGAAGGCAGAAGAAGGACAAUAAUCCAAAUAUCUCUCUCUGAUUUGCUCUGUUUCAUGCUAGUGACUGAAUUGCCAUUUCUCUCAAUAUCCUCCAACCUAAGACUCACUGUAGAUAAUAGGGAAACCUCCAACCCUCUUACCUCCAUCCUCCAUCUGUUCCUGUUUUUCCCUAAUAAACCCUUACAUGAGAUAAAGAAGAGAAAA
Messenger RNA from Monodelphis domestica (gray short-tailed opossum), 3493 nucleotides. RefSeq names its product G protein-coupled receptor 34 (gene GPR34). Gene Ontology annotation, cellular component: membrane. Lineage: Eukaryota; Metazoa; Chordata; Mammalia; Didelphimorphia; Didelphidae. The record is from RefSeq and is a predicted model, not a curated record. Gene Ontology annotation, molecular function: G protein-coupled purinergic nucleotide receptor activity. Gene Ontology annotation, biological process: G protein-coupled receptor signaling pathway.